Molecule: messenger RNA, 1864 nt
Organism: Zootermopsis nevadensis
Lineage: Eukaryota; Metazoa; Arthropoda; Insecta; Blattodea; Termopsidae
Gene: pths
Product: probable ATP-dependent RNA helicase DDX47
Cellular component (GO): cytosol
Molecular function (GO): ATP binding; RNA helicase activity; nucleic acid binding
Source: RefSeq, a predicted model, not a curated record
UAACUGAAGUCCACAUCUGUUGCUGGGUUCUUGAAUGUUUUUUCUGUGCGUUAUCUGAGGUCUGUGGUUAUUAGUGGUGUGAAAAUUAUGGAGUCUGAUAUUAGGUGUAACGAAACCACAAGUGAAGGAAGAAAUGAAAUAUCUGCUACAGAUGUAGAUAGAGAUGUUUCCUUUCGAGAUCUUGGCAUUGUAGACGUGUUAUGUGAAGCUUGUGAACAGCUGAAGUGGAAGUCACCGUCAAAAAUUCAGAAGGAGGCAAUUCCAGUUGCAUUGCAAGGUAAAGAUGUAAUAGGUCUGGCAGAAACUGGUUCAGGAAAGACAGGAGCAUUUGCACUUCCAAUAUUACAAGCGUUAUUGGUGAAUCCUCAGCGUUACUUUGCUUUAAUUCUCACUCCAACUAGAGAAUUAGCAUUCCAAAUCUCAGAACAAUUUGAAGCUCUUGGAUCAAGUAUUGGUGUGAAAUGUGCUGUAAUUGUUGGAGGAAUGGACAUGAUGUCACAGGCAUUAACACUUGCAAAGAAACCUCAUAUCAUAAUUGCUACUCCAGGUAGACUAGUGGAUCACCUGGAAAACACCAAAGGUUUUAACCUGCGUGCUCUCAAAUUCCUGGUUAUGGAUGAAGCAGACCGCAUUCUGAACAUGGACUUUGAAGUAGAAGUAGACAAAAUAUUGAAAGUAAUUCCACGGGAGCGUCGAACUUUCCUUUUCUCGGCAACAAUGACUAAAAAAGUACAGAAAUUGCAGAGAGCUUCACUGAAAGAUCCAGUCAAAGUGGAAGUUUCUACAAAAUAUCAGACUGUUGAAAAACUACAGCAGUAUUACAUCUUUAUUCCACUCAAAUUUAAGGAUGUUUAUUUGGUUCACAUUUUGAAUGAAAUGGCUGGAAAUUCAUUUAUGAUCUUCUGCUCAACUUGUAGCAACACUGUCAGAACAGCAUUAAUGCUUCGUAGCCUUGGCUUUACAGCUGUUCCACUACAUGGACAGAUGUCACAGAACAAACGUCUAGGAGCACUUACCAAGUUUAAAGCAAAGAAUAGAUCUAUUCUUAUCUCUACUGAUGUAGCCAGUAGGGGUUUGGACAUACCUCAUGUUGAUGUUGUUAUCAACUUUGACAUUCCAACACACAGCAAAGAUUACAUUCAUCGAGUUGGCAGAACAGCGAGGGCUGGUCGAGCUGGUAAAUCAAUCACAUUUGUGACUCAGUAUGAUGUUGAGCUUUACCAAAGAAUAGAACAUCUUAUAGGCAAACAGCUUCCUUUGUACAAGACAGAGGAAGAAGAAGUUAUGGUCCUACAAGAGAGGGUUUCUGAAGCUCAACGAGUUGCUAAAAUUGAAGUGAAAGACAUAGAAACAAGAACAUUCGGUAAAGGGAAGCGAAAGAAAGGGGGCGGAGGCAUAGGAGAUGAUGAUGAUGAUGUAAACUCACAGGGAGUCAGAAAGAGACUCAAAGGAAGGAAAAAGGUAAACAAGUAUAAAAAGUGACAUAUUUUAUUCAUUGAAUAACUUGUUAUCCUUGUAAAUUUGUGUAUUGUACAGACACACUGAAAUAAGAAUGGACUGUUGUUUAUGUGAACUUAAUAUGAAGAAUACAUUGAAGAGUAAACAUAUAACAUACUGGUAAUUGGAAUAUAGUCAAACACAUGGUACUCUCUGGAUACAGAUAAGGUAAUGAUAAACUGUAACAUUUUAUUAUAUAACAGAUUUGAGUUUCCUAUUGAAUAAUUCUGCACUUUGUAUAAGAUGUGUAUAAAAUGGUUUGAAAAAAGUCAUCAGUUGUCUUUGUGCAUGUGUACACAUGAAGAAAUUAUACUGACUAAUCAUAUUUACAUGGAAUGAGAUAAUAAAGUCAUUGAUUAAAAACCUA